Molecule: messenger RNA, 1547 nt
Organism: Suricata suricatta (meerkat)
Lineage: Eukaryota; Metazoa; Chordata; Mammalia; Carnivora; Herpestidae
Gene: TMT1A
Product: methyltransferase like 7A
Exons: 4
Coding region: 355-1152 (265 amino acids)
Molecular function (GO): S-adenosylmethionine-dependent methyltransferase activity
Source: RefSeq, a predicted model, not a curated record
ACCCGGAUGGGGUGUGUAAGUGCACCGUGCAUAUAAAACUCCAGCAGGAAACUAGCGGUAGUUUCCAGACCCAGGGAAGGGUAAGCAGAAAUAGAUUUGGAAGAAGGGACUGUAAUCAAGAAGCCGGGAAACUUCUCACUUUGCUUCAUGAAGACUAAGCUGCAUCUUUUGCCCAUCGCCUAUUAAUUAGGUGAAAUGGGCCUCUUGCCCACGAUUUGACUUCAGCUGUAUCUCUCUAGCACGGCCAGUUCUUUCCUCUGCCAGCGGAUUGGCUCUAGCCAGAAGCCUACUUCCUGCAAUAAAGGAGUCUGGUUGCUGGGUUGCUAACCCGUUGAUCUCUUUCUCUUCGUGGUGAUGGCGCUUAUCAUCUUUAUCCUCAGGCUGGCCAUCGGUAUCCUGCUAUUUCCCGUAUACCUGCUGAACUUUCUGGGCCUGUGGAACCAGAUAUGCAAAAAGUGGUUCCCCUACUUCAUGCGGAGGUUCACCACGAUGUACAACGAACACAUGGCGAGCAAGAAGCGCGAGCUCUUCAGCAACCUGCCGGGGUUUGCGGACCCCUCCGGGAAGCUCUCUCUGCUGGAAGUGGGCUGCGGCACCGGGGCCAACUUCAAGUUCUACCCGGCUGGAUGCAGGGUGACGUGUGUCGACCCCAACCCCAACUUUGAGGAGUUCUUGAUCAAGAGCGUCGCGGAGAACCGACACCUGCAGUUCGAGCGCUUCGUGGUGGCUGCGGGGGAGAACAUGCAGCAGGUGGCCGAUGGCUCCGUGGAUGUGGUGGUCUGCACCCUGGUCCUGUGCUCCGUGCAGAGCCAGGAGCAGAUCCUCCAGGAGGUGUGCCGAGUGCUGAGGCCGAGAAAAAUGUCACCAGAUGACCAGUGGUCAGCAGAUGGGGAUGAAAGCCCACUCUCCCGACUGAGUAGGAAAUCCAGAGACUCCCCCUUUGUCCCCGUAGGAAUAGCAGGCUUUAUGACUGUGGUGUCCUAUGGUCUUUACAAGUUAAAGUACAGAAGAGAUCAGAAAAUGUCCAUUCAUCUUAUUCACACGAGAGUUGCUGCCCAAGGAUGUGCUGUAGGAGCUGUGACUCUAGGUGUUCUCUAUUCUAUGUAUAAGGAUUACAUAAGACCUCGAUUCUUCAAUGUGUCCAAAAAAUGAAGUUACAUACAAGACAAGAAGGCUUCUGAAAACGAUUUAUUCUGAAGAAUAAAUUUUCAAUAUGUAGUAAUUAUACUGUAGAAGUAUGAGACAGGAUUCUCAUAGCCUUGUAUAGAAAGUCUCAAUUGUUUACGUUGAUUUCCAAACCAAGAGUCAUUGUCAACUCAAAAAUAUCCUUGUCAUCUUUCAGAACCUAGGACAUGAUUUUCUGACUUUUAGAAUUAUUUUCUAGUUAGUGGUGGAAAAUUAUAUUAUGCAAAACCAAUCUGAAAAUUAGGAGUUAGUUAUAUAAUGGCCACAGAAAAAUUAUCUCUAUCUGUAUUAAAUGUAAGGGUCUAGCCUGGGUGGCUCAGUGGGUUAGUGUCCGACUUCAGCUUAGGUCAUGAUCUCAUGGU